Orycteropus afer afer is the source of this 1461-nucleotide messenger RNA. RefSeq lists its product as uncharacterized. NCBI's taxonomy places the organism in Eukaryota, Metazoa, Chordata, Mammalia, Tubulidentata, Orycteropodidae. Bases 1 to 1461 code for a protein of 486 amino acids. Gene Ontology annotation, molecular function: lipid binding. The transcript is spliced from 15 exons. The record is from RefSeq and is a predicted model, not a curated record.
AUGCUACUGCUCUGGGGGUCGCUGCUGUGCUGGGGGCUGCUGCCCCAGACCCGAGGGGAGGCCCAGCACCUGCUCUUCCAGAGGAUCAGCAAGGAUCAGCUGGAAACAGACAUUUCAGACCUGUUCUUGGAGCACCACGUGCUGGAUCGCAUGGCCAAGAUGCCCGUGACAGGGGCCGCGGGUGAAGGAGUCGCCAUCCUGGACCACCUGCCCUUCGUCAGAGAAGACCUCUCCAAGAAGAGCAGUGGCCUAGACCUGUCGCUCGUUGAGGACUUGUUCUCUGGGAAGGAACUGCCUUUGCUGAGGGAGCUGAUCAGGGCAGGCGGGUUGGUCAUAGAAGAUGCCAAAGGCCCUGAGGUCACCCUGCAAAUCCUGAGUGACAGCCUGAUGCAGGUCACACUGCGCAGCAAACUGUACCUCUCACUGCAGGGGAUCCUGAGGCUCAAAGUCAUCAAGAACAUCCGCAUUGGGGCACGGCUGGAACAGACAGGGAACAAGACCGAGGUGGCCUUUGAAGAGUGCCACACCUCACCAGGAUACCUGAGCAUCAAGGUUCUGGAGGAGAUGGACACCCUGCUGGUGAACAAAGCCCUGGAGUUGGUGACUAGUGUCUUAGAUGAGGCAUUGCCUUUCCUCUUGCAGAAAAUAGUGUGCCCCCUGGCCACAACCCUGCUCAACUCACUGCUGGAAGACCUGCUGCACUGCACUCUGCCCCCAAACAUUUCGGACCCAGACGACUUUCAGUAUUAUGUCACCACCACAGAGCUCACGGAGGAGGCCAUCCUGAUGAAAGUCCAGCUCAAGACACCCUGUUGCCCAGGCCAGAGAACCCCAUGGCCUGACAACCUGUCCCCUGAGCCCCUCCCAAAAUUAGCCCAGGGCAGCAUGGCAGACCUAGCCUUUUGGCAAGAAGUCUACAAUGAUAUCCUGUCCUGCCUCUACACCAGUGAAGUGAUCCACGUGGACACCCAAGACUCCAUGGCUGUCGACCUCAUUCAGCUGUUGCUGCUGAGAGAGCUGGAGCCCAAACACAAGACUUCUAAUUGGUCCAGAGAAAACCUAGGACUGACCAUCAGUACCCCGGAUCCUCCCACCAUCCACCUUGACAACCACAGGGCCACAGUCACCCAGCCUGGCUCACUGGUAUUGCUGGGGCCCGGCAACACUUUCUCUGCUUCUGUUUCCUGGAAACUCCAUUCAGAGGCUGUGUUUUCCUCAAGAAACCGGAAAUUAAGUAUUCAGCUCAAUCCAGACAGCACCACAAUCACCCUGGGCCCCUACCCUGCUGACCUCAUGAAACAGGAAGAACACCUGAAGGCCUCUCUCUCAGAGCUUCUGAAGAGCAAGUUUUUGGCCAAGUACAACGAACGGCUCAGAAAACAAGACCUCCCUCUGCCCAACAUCAAGGGCAUCUCCUUUGACCAGGCCCAUAUGGACUUUUCUGAGCACUCCUGGAUAUGA